Gilbertella persicaria is the source of this 711-nucleotide messenger RNA. RefSeq lists its product as uncharacterized. The transcript is spliced from 7 exons. NCBI's taxonomy places the organism in Eukaryota, Fungi, Mucoromycota, Mucoromycetes, Mucorales, Choanephoraceae. The record is from RefSeq and is a predicted model, not a curated record. The annotation marks the transcript as partial.
AUUUUACCUGGUAAUACCAUGAUUGAUGCUAUCUCGCUUGAAAAGGAUUCUAUCCUGUUUUCUCGGAAUCCAGAUCUCUAUCGAUUCCGUAUUAUGGCAUUACCUACCCAUCUCACAUUACCACCUCAUUCAGAGCAAUCACAACCUAUUCUGUUGAGCCAUGGACAAACAGGCGAACCUAUUCGAGCGUAUCAUCAACCCAAGGGAACCAAUGCUUAUGCUCAUCUGUUAAGCAGACUUUAUUCACCUUAUAGCAGUGAUACAGGCUAUGAUGCAACUGACAUUCGAGGAGUUCAGUUAAAUGCAGAGGGAACCUUAUUAGCAGUCUGGACUGAAUCGAAUGCUGUCUAUAUCUAUAAACGAGGAUCAGGGGAUAAAUUAGCCUAUAAAAAAAAACCAUCUUUCUCUGAAAGCCCUCAUCAUUUAGAGAAACCCUUAGCAUGGAUAUUGAGGAUGGUCAUUUCACCUAAAGAAGGACAUCUUGGAUCUACCACUCCUAUAGGUGCAGCUAUGUUUUGGCAGAAGGAAGGAUCUUAUUACCUAUCUGUGGGCAUGAGGAACAGUAUAGUCAAUACCUAUUCGAUUGAUGAAAUGCAAGAACAAAAAGCAGUCAGUUUCCAAACACUUUUUAAAGAGAAAUGGGAUUUGUGGCUUAUCAUGACAACAGUGAUGAUGAUCUUUGUUGUCAAUGAAUACAAGACAUAUCCAUAG